UAAGCCAAUCCAAACGGGCCCUAAAUUCUCUCAGUUUUCAACCAUCUAUAUCUUCCCCUUUCAUUUUCAAUUCUUCGCAAUCGGCAAAAUCCUUUGUCUUCGUCAUGUAUUAAGCCAUGAAUCUCUCUCUCUCCGUCUUUCUCUUUCUAACAUCACCGCCGCUUCAUUUUUCUCUCCAUCUAGGGUUUUGAAAUUUUGAGGUUUCUUUUUUUGUUGUUGUUGAAGAAUCAUAGCAUUUCUACUUGUAUACUAGGGUUUUCCAGUUCGCUUUACGGUAUAAAGCAGGAUGAAACAAAUAGCUCACAAGACUGUUCAUGAUAGCAGUUAAUGGACAAAUUGGUUGAAAAAUAGGCUGUAUUACAGAGUAAAUAGCAUUUUUUGGUAAAUAGAGUUGUAACAAACAUAUUACAGGGUUUCGAGGUUCCUUCAGUUUUUUCUGUCAAUGGCUUCUAGCUCUCAUAGAGGCGGUGAUUUCUACGGUGCUGCUUCCUACAGAUCCAGAGAUGGAUUGAGUACGAGGCAAGUAGGUGGUUCAGAUGAGAUACAGGUGCGGAUUGAUCCGAUGCACGGGGACCUAGAUGACGAGAUUACAGGUCUUCGCAAACAAGUAAAACAGCUUAGAAAUGUAGCCCAAGAAAUUGAGUCUGAAGCAAAGUUUCAGAAUGAUUUUAUUAACCAACUGCAAAUGACACUGAUCAAAGCUCAAGCAGGGGUGAAGAACAAUAUGAGACGAUUGAACAGAAGUAUCAUCCAGGAAGGAUCAAACCACGUGAUGCAUGUUAUUCUUUUUGCACUAUUUUGCUUCUUUGUGAUAUAUCUGCUGUCCAAGUUUUCACGGAGAUAAAGGCGAUCUUCUGCAUUGUUUUGUUGUUUCCUGGUGCAAGUCUUGAUGAAGAUAAGAGAAACACACAAUCUAUUCAAGGCAUCAUACAAAUGCUGCAAGGUUAAUUUUUAGUGAUUGGGGACAGCAAGGGUGCAACUAUAGGAACUCCAUAUAUCAGUCUUGUGUAAAGUUUCCCUAUCUUUAGUAGCACUGAGGAUUGUCAUUAGUUUCUUGUGUUCUCUUUUCACUUUUUUUCCCCUUGUAAUACUUGCUAUAUGACAAUGAUAAUUGUGUGCUUAUCCUAAAAAAAAGGUUGAUUAUUGUCAAUGGAAGAUGCUCUAUACUUCAUUUGUUUAAACAGCCGAGCCUGUUUUGCAGAUGACGAUGUUCGGCAAA
This is a messenger RNA of Nicotiana attenuata, 1219 nucleotides long. Its product is annotated as bet1-like protein At4g14600. The transcript has 6 exons. The record is from RefSeq and is a predicted model, not a curated record. Bases 443 to 844 code for a protein of 133 amino acids. Lineage: Eukaryota; Viridiplantae; Streptophyta; Magnoliopsida; Solanales; Solanaceae.